Messenger RNA from Dothidotthia symphoricarpi CBS 119687, 2490 nucleotides. RefSeq names its product SPOC domain-like protein. The record is from RefSeq and is a predicted model, not a curated record. Gene Ontology annotation, molecular function: telomeric repeat DNA binding; double-stranded DNA binding; damaged DNA binding. Gene Ontology annotation, cellular component: nucleus; Ku70:Ku80 complex. The coding region runs from base 185 to 2383 and encodes 732 amino acids. NCBI's taxonomy places the organism in Eukaryota, Fungi, Ascomycota, Dothideomycetes, Pleosporales, Dothidotthiaceae. The transcript is spliced from 5 exons. Gene Ontology annotation, biological process: DNA recombination; cellular response to X-ray; cellular response to gamma radiation.
AUUCUAACAAACACUCGUUUUUCAUCUCACUUCGUUUGUUUCUUCACCAUCUCUUCAAGUCAGUACUUCUGUGACGCUACAAUUGUGAUUUGCUCAUUCAAUCAACUGUCGAUCGAGCGCGAAAGGUUCCGCGUAUCAAUAAAACACACGCAGAAAGAGCAAAGUACAUAUCACGGAGCGCAAAAUGGCGGGGAAAGAGGCAACGGUGUAUAUUCUGGAUCUGGGGAGAUCGAUGGGUGAGAAGAGACAUGGACGCGACCAGACAGACCUUGAUUGGGCGCUGGAGUAUGUGUGGGACAAGAUUACUACGACUGUCGCGACAGGCAGAAAGUCCGCGCUCAUGAGCGUGAUCGGAUGUCGCACCGAUGAUACGGAUCUUGCAAAUGUCAUGGAAGAGAUUGAGGGUUAUGAGAAUCUCAAAGUGUUUAGCGGGUUGAAACAGUAUCUUCUGGACGACAUCCGGAAUCUUCAACAGCAGUUAAGCCCCAGCUCGACGAACGAUGGAGAUUUAUUCUCUGCUCUUGUUGUGGCCCUACAGAUGAUGGAGUCGGCGACGCAGGGCAAGACCGGCCCUUUGAAGUAUGACCGUCGUGUCAUCAUCAUUACUGAUGGGCGUGGGGGCAUCGACACUGAUGACCUGGACCAAAUUGCCAGCAAGAUCAACGACGAGAGGGCGAAAGUAGAGAUCGUGCUCCUCGGUAUAGAUUUUGACGACGAAGAGUAUGGCUACAAAGAGGAGAACAAGGAUCCCCACAAGGCUAAGAAUGAAGAGGUACUGAAGAAACUCGUGGACGUAUGCAACGGCAGCUUUGGCACCCUUGUUGAAGCUGUGGAUCAGCUCCACAUCCCACGUCUGAAGGAGACACGCCCAGUACCCAGUUAUAGGGGCCAACUCACUCUUGGAGAUCCGAAGCACUUCGAGGCCACACUAACUAUUGACGUCGAACGGUAUCCGUGCACCAUGAUCGCCAAACCCCCAACAGCGAGUAGGUUUGUGGUACGGACAGACCUUGGUGGCAUAGCGGGUCCCAGCACACAAUCUUCUGCCACCAUAACCGGCGAGGACCACCCGAUGGGUGAUCUGUCAGCAGUCCGAAACCAGCGCGUUUAUCAGGUGGACGAUGAAGAAGAGCCAGGUACUAAAAAAAACGUCGAGAUGGAUGAGUUGGAGCGCGGAUAUGAAUACGGAAGAACCGCUGUCCACAUCUCCGAAUCUGAUCUAGGUGUGGUGAAAUUGGAAACGGAGCAGUCGCUGCAACUCGUUGGCUUUGUUCCAGCCGAAAAGUUCGACCGAUAUCUUCCCAUGAGUCGAACAAACUACAUCGUUCCGCAAAGGGCCAAUCAGCAGUCACAACUUGCGCUGUCCUCGUUUGUUCAUGCCUUGUUCGAAGCUGACAUCUACGCUGUUGCGAGGAUGGUCACCAAGGAGAACAAACCUCCAAUCAUAGUGCUGUUGGUUCCACAGACUGAGCUCGGUCGCGAAUGCCUGGUGGACGUGGAGUUACCUUUUGAAGAAGACAUGAGACGUUACAAGUUUCCCCCACUAGACCGCAAGAUCACUGUUAGCGGGAAGAUAAUUACUGAGCACAGAGACCUGCCAAAUGCCGACUUGACAGAGGCAAUGAGCGCAUACGUUGAUGCCAUGGAUCUCUCUUCGCUUGGUGAAGACGACGAGGGCAACCCUGGUGAAUACGCGAAACCGGAAGAUACAUAUGCACCACUUGUCCACCGCAUCAAUCACAUUGUCAAAUGGCGUGCCACACAUCCCGACCCCACACUUCCGAUUCCAAACCCGCCGGAAAUCCUGACAAAGUACUCCACGCCCCCAGCCGAGCUGAUGUCCCAACUCGAAGUGCAGCUGAGCGCCUUGAUCAAAGCAGCGGACGUCAAGAAGGUCCCACCAAAGGUCAAGGGUCGCGGUAAGCGUCGUCGUGACGACCGCGAGAAACCUCUCUCAGGUCUCGACGUCGAUGAGCUGCUUGGAAACCCUAAGCGUGUCAAAGUUGAAUCCAACAAUCUCAUACCCUCCUUCAAACAAGCGCUCGCCGCAACGGAUGACCUCGAAGCCAUUCAAGAGGCUGCAGACAGUAUGGCCAAGGAAGUUCGCUCUCUCAUUAGCAACAGUGUCGGCGAGAGUGCAUACGGACGGGCUCUAGAAGCAAUUCGGGUCAUGAGAGAUGAGAUCACGGAGCUGGAAGAGCCCGAGAUCUACAACACCUUCAUCAGGGAGUUGAAGAAAGACGUACUGGGCGGCAAGCUCAACGGGGAGCGCAGGGAUAUGUGGUGGAGGAUUCGUGGUAGUCGGUACGGGCUUGUGGACCAGAAGCGGAGCUUCGUGAGUGAUGUUACGGAGGAUGAGGCUCUCGAGUUCUACAAAGUCUAGGAUAAGUGAGAGCUAGUGGUGUUGGAUCAUGCGAAUGUGGCUCAUGUGCCGGUCAAGCCCUUAGAAGUUUGUCGAGAGUUCUAUACAUUACGUAUCGAGGCUUGCAU